This is a messenger RNA of Paramecium octaurelia, 159 nucleotides long. The record is from the annotation of a GenBank genome assembly. Lineage: Eukaryota; Ciliophora; Oligohymenophorea; Peniculida; Parameciidae.
AUGGAAGAGAGAGUUUUGAAAUAGGUUGUGCUCUUUGUGAGGACAACAAUAUAUAUUUAAUUUCAUAACUAAAAACGUAUUUAUCAAAAACCAAAACUUUCAAAUUGUUUAAGAGAAUAUAUUAAUCAGGAUGAUCAGGAAGUUUGCACUUUUUUCUGA